CACUGACAACUUCAAAGCAAAAUGAAGUUCAUCCUGCUGCUUUCCCUCAUUGGGUUCUGCUGGGCUCAGUAUGACCCACAUACUACAAAUGGGAGGACUGCUAUUGUACACCUAUUCGAGUGGCGCUGGGUUGAUAUUGCCAAGGAAUGUGAGAGAUACUUAGCUCCUAAGGGAUUUGGAGGGGUGCAGGUCUCUCCACCCAAUGAAAAUAUUGUAAUUCAUAACCCCUUUAGACCUUGGUGGGAAAGAUAUCAACCAAUCAGCUACAAAAUUUGCACAAGAUCUGGAAAUGAAGAUGAAUUUAGAGACAUGGUGACGAGGUGCAACAAUGUUGGUGUCCGUAUUUAUGUGGAUGCUGUCAUUAAUCACAUGUGCGGCUCAGGCAAUGCUGCAGGAACAAGUAGUACCUGUGGAAGUUACUUCAAUCCUUCUAACAGGGAAUUCCCAGCAGUUCCAUACUCUGGUUGGGAUUUUAAUGAUAAUAAAUGUAAUGGAGAAGUUCAUAACUACCAAAAUGCUAAUGAGAUCAGAAACUGUCGUCUGUCUGGCCUUCUGGAUCUUGCACUUGAUAAAGAUUAUGUUCGGACCAAGGUGGCUGACUACAUGAACCAUCUCAUUGACAUCGGUGUAGCAGGGUUCAGACUUGAUGCUGCUAAGCACAUGUGGCCUGGAGACAUAAAGGCAGUUUUGGAUAAACUAAAUAACCUAAAUACAAAAUGGUUCUCCCAAGGAAGCAGACCUUUCAUUUUCCAAGAGGUCAUUGAUCUGGGUGGUGAGGCAGUUAAAAGUAGUGAGUACUUUGGAAAUGGUCGUGUGACAGAAUUUAAGUAUGGUGCAAAACUUGGCACAGUUAUCCGCAAGUGGGAUGGUGAGAAGAUGUCAUAUUUAAAGAACUGGGGAGAAGGCUGGGGUUUCGUGCCUACUGACAGAGCCCUUGUGUUUGUGGACAACCAUGACAAUCAGCGAGGACAUGGUGCUGGAGGAAAAUCCAUCCUGACAUUCUGGGAUGCUAGAAUGUAUAAAAUGGCUGUUGGAUUUAUGUUGGCUCAUCCUUAUGGAUUCACAAGAGUAAUGUCAAGUUAUCGCUGGCAAAGAAAUUUCCAGAAUGGAAACGAUCAGAAUGACUGGAUUGGACCACCUAAUAACAAUGGAGCAACAAAAGAAGUGACCAUUAAUCCUGACACCACUUGUGGCAAUGACUGGGUCUGUGAACAUAGAUGGCGUCAAAUCAGGAACAUGGUUGCCUUCAGGAAUGUAGUCAACGGUCAGCCUUUUGCAAACUGGUGGGAUAAUGGCAGCAACCAAGUAGCUUUUGGCAGAGGAAACAGAGGAUUCAUUGUCUUUAACAAUGAUGACUGGGCUCUGUCAACAACUUUACAGACUGGUCUUCCUGCUGGCACAUACUGUGAUGUCAUUUCUGGAGAUAAAGUCGAUGGCGGUUGCACUGGACUUAGAGUAAACGUUGGCAGUGAUGGCAAAGCUCACUUUUCCAUUAGUAACUCUGCUGAAGACCCAUUUAUUGCAAUCCAUGCUGACUCAAAAUUGUAAGAGUCAAAUUAAAGACAUGUAGAGAGCACAUCAA
Grammomys surdaster is the source of this 1582-nucleotide messenger RNA. RefSeq names its product pancreatic alpha-amylase-like. The transcript has 10 exons. The record is from RefSeq and is a predicted model, not a curated record. Gene Ontology annotation, biological process: carbohydrate metabolic process. Gene Ontology annotation, molecular function: alpha-amylase activity; cation binding. Bases 22 to 1548 code for a protein of 508 amino acids. Lineage: Eukaryota; Metazoa; Chordata; Mammalia; Rodentia; Muridae.